This is a messenger RNA of Parascedosporium putredinis, 231 nucleotides long. Lineage: Eukaryota; Fungi; Ascomycota; Sordariomycetes; Microascales; Microascaceae. The record is from the annotation of a GenBank genome assembly.
AUGAUUAUCCCGGUUCGCUGCUUCUCCUGUGGAAAGGUUGUUGGCGACCUUUGGGAACGAUACCUCCGGUUCCUCGAUGACGGCCUGAACGACGGUGAAGCUAUGGAUCGCCUUGGACUCAAUAGGUACUGCUGUCGCCGCAUGGUUAUGACCCACGUCGACCUCAUUGAGAAGCUUCUGAAAUACACUCCCGAUGGCCGCGACGCGAAGAAGAACCACCUUGCACCCUAA